Molecule: messenger RNA, 4384 nt
Organism: Myxocyprinus asiaticus (Chinese sucker)
Lineage: Eukaryota; Metazoa; Chordata; Actinopteri; Cypriniformes; Catostomidae
Product: ephrin A4
Exons: 5
Coding region: 506-1114 (202 amino acids)
Biological process (GO): ephrin receptor signaling pathway; axon guidance
Cellular component (GO): plasma membrane
Molecular function (GO): ephrin receptor binding
Source: RefSeq, a predicted model, not a curated record
ACGGCCGUGAUUGAGAGCGUCCCGUGAAUACAAACACACUUUUCAUUCCCAUGGAUUAGAAGUUUGGAAGAGUUGUCAGGCUUGGACCUUAAAAAACAAACAACAACAAAAAAAAAAAAAAAACAUAUGUUGGAAUUACAUUUGAAGACGAAGACGGUGUAUCAGCAUAAAGUGGAAUACUUUUCCACAUCUUAAGGAAAUACUGAACUUCGAAAACGUCUCUGGAAUACAAGGGAAUAGCGAGAACUUUGUAUUAUUAAGAACUUUUAUCACAGUUCAACAUUUGUGUUAUACGUUUUGUAACUUUAUUGUAAGAUAAAACAUGCAACCUCUUACAACUUGUUGUGUUUAGUAACUAGAACAUGUCACUGUUCCUUUGUAAAAAGGUUGAGGGUUUCUAACGGACAAAGCAAAUUUGUUUUUUCUUAGUUGGCUCAAAAUUGAGUCUGCAUCUUAAACUCUGAGCGUUUCAUCAGCGCCCACAAGGGCUUGGUCGACUUCAGCCAUGAAUGUGCCAAGGUGCUUUGGAGUUUGCGCUAUGAUGAGACUUCUGGCGCUGUUUAUACACGUUUUAUCAACGACAGCAAAGAGACACGUUGUAUACUGGAACUCUACCAAUACAAGGUUAACGGGAGAUGAUUACUCUGUCCAGGUCAAUCUGAGUGAUUAUCUGGAUAUACUGUGCCCCCACUAUCCUGCUGGCCAGCCAUCGGCUGGCCCUGCUGAGACGCUGGCUCUCUACCUGGUGGCUGAGGGCCAGUUCAGAGGCUGUGUGGAGACUAAAGAGGCCAUUAAGAGAUGGGAGUGUAACCAGCCCCACGCUCCCUAUGGCCCUGUCAGAUUCUCUGAAAAGAUCCAGCGCUUCACCCCCUUCUCUCUGGGCUUUGAAUUCUUACCUGGGCAUCAUUACUACUAUAGCUCACUAUCCGCAGAUGAUGGACCCCCCCUCCCCUGUAUGAAGCUACGAGUCACUGUGUGCUGUCCACCUGUAACAGCUGGAUCAUCACGACAGGAAGCCACAGAAAGACCAUCACACAGCAGUGCUGUCUAUUCUGUCACAGACGGACGAAUUUCUCUACUCCUCAUCGCCCUCUUUUUGCCUUUUUUACUCUGAUACCUCCCCAAAUAACUUAAAAGCAAGCAAGUGAUCUGUUUCAGUUGAUAAUCCUCCAUAACCAGUUGCAUUAUAGUAAAUGCUGUUCUAUAUUCUCGGUGCUCUCACCUUUUCCUUUGCCCUGUCAUUUUUGUCACACCACUAAUCUCUAUCCUUCCAUUUCCUUUCUGGCACUAUCCGGUCCAUUCUCAGUGCCUCCUUACUCCUGUCUGCUCUGAUAAAAGUUCACUCUGUAACAGAGCGACACUAAUCUACCUUCAAAGAGCUUGUUUUAUGGUUCAUUUUCUUUUAAUCCCUCUGUCCUUAAGAGUCAGACAUUCCUUAACUGCCCUCCUCCUUUACAAGCCACUUGUCCCCCCUCUGUACUACUGUACAACAAACUGAGCCAAAGAGGAGGAGGAGGAGAAUGAAGCUCCCCAGUCCUGCUGUAUGUACUACUACUGAGUGAAAGAUCAGGGACAGAGUGACCACUCAUACCUGUGAUCACUAAACACAUCCAAUCCCAUUGAAGGAGAUCAGGGAUCAAUGACUGGAGAGAAAAAAAAUCAUAUUACUUUUUCUUAUAUUUUGUCUUUAAAAGAAAAAUAGUUUGAAACCAAAGCCAGACACACAGUACAUUGAAUUUAAACAAUCAUUAGAUGACAAGCUGUUGAUUGUUUUGGAAUAACAUUUAAAAAAAGAUUUAUUAACUCUAUGCAACUCAGCAGAACUCUGGAAUUACCUGGAAAAUCCUGGAAUUUUUGUGUCUUGAAUUUUCUGACAUUUCUUUAGGGCUUAAAUUGGGGUUGAGAUGUUGAAUUCAUUCCCACACCUGCGUGUGCUGGCUGAGGUAAUGCUGUGGUGGGCUACAUAGACCACACAGAAAAAGUAAGAACUUUCUGUUUGGUAUUUGUGGGACAUAUAUGACUGGGUACCUCCUAGUGUGGACUAUUCUGGUUUGCCCACUCGUUUCUUGACUCUCUGUAAAGUGUUAAAGUAGCUGAAUGAUUGAUUUGACACUUAAUCAGGUUCAGAUUCAUGAUCAGUUUUCCUUUCCUGUUUUUCGUUUAUAUCUGUUUGUUGACUAUUCAUUUUUGAUGGUUGUUCCUUUUUUGUCUUUACUCAUAAUUAUUUGUGGGGAUGUGAAUUAUAUGUAAUUGAAGUGUUCGUUUUGUUUAAUUGAAUCAGGAAAUAUGUAAAAUGUUUUGUAUGGGUAUAACCAUAAGUGAUGUUUUGUUUUAUUAUUUUUUCAGUCUAAAAUAAUGCACAGACGAUAGCAGAGAAAACAUCUUGUUGAGUACUGUUUAAAUUCUGGUUUGUCUACCUAAUGUAAUUUAUCUUCUCUUUUUUUUUUUUUUUUUUUUUUGCAAUUUGAGCAAUGUAUUUUUAGUAUUAGCAGGAAGAGAAUAUUGUUUAGAUAAACAAUAGCUUAAUAAUAGCAUAACACAUUUGGGAUGUGGGGAGAUCAAGAAAAUUAGCCUAAAUAAGUAUUGAAAUAUUUAUUUUUAAAACUUUAUUUUUAUUUUUUAUAUAUUGUUUGAACUAUUAAUAAGGAAUUUUUUAAUUCCUACUCGGUUCUAAUAAUAUUGAAGUCAUUUGCCCCUUUAUUAAGUCCCAGAAUUCUAAACCAUAUUUUAUGACAAAGUAAAAUGUCCUCCAAUUUCUUGUAGUGCCUGAUGUUUUUUGAUUUCAGGAAUUCAAAUGCAAAUAAUAGGUGCCAAAACAGAACAAUCAGUUUACAGAUUUUAUUUUAUUUUAUUUUAUUUUUAUUUUUUUUACAUGGUAUGUAAGAAUGUAGUUUUCUUUGAAAUUUCACAUUUUUGUGAAGUAGUCAGCAUCUUCUGUGAAGAACUAAUGCCAUUUGUCUAUGGCAAAAUAAAAUAAAAUAAAAAUAAUAAUAAUGAUUUUCAAAUCUCCUUUUUUUUUUUUUUUUUUUUUACACUGUACUAUCUUGUUUCAUCUUUUUGUCAUUUGAAGGUGAAUCUGGAGCCAGUCAUAUGAGAAAUAAUCAAAGACAAUAAUUUAGGAACUUGGCUUAAAUACUUGUUUCAGGUCAUGUUUUUCAGAACUCUGUGAUGUUUGCAGCUACUUGCAUUCAUCUGAGGAGCCCCCUUUAAUUUGAGAAAUGUUCAAAUGAAAUAAUUUACUCUUUCAAAUGUGUUAAUUAUGUUUGAGAGCACAUGCAGUCAAGACUGUUUUUCAGUUCAGUGUUAAUAUUUGUAUUAUAUUGUAAACAAGCAGAACAGAUUAUUCAAAGUACUGAAUGAUACAUUAUUCUCAGACAUACCUACAGUACAUUUAUUUGUCAUCCACUUAAAACUGUGGUAAAGAAAAAAAAUAUAUAGUGGAUUAUUUUGAUCCAGUUUUCCCCAAACCUCCAUUGAGAUGAGGUACAUUUUGUCAUACUUUGUCCAAGCACAUCUAGAAACUGGUUUAUAGCACACACUGUAAUAUUUCUGAUGAAAUGAGUACAGAUGUAAAGGUACACAUUUGUGAUCUUUAGUGAGUGUCAGAUGGUUCAAUUAUUUCCUCUAGAUGGCAUCUGUUCCUCACUGAGCCAUGAAAACUUUGUGUAAGCAAGCCUGUUUAUGGAGGUUCAGAGAGGUGAAGGGUGCGGUGCUAUGAGUCAUAAGUCAUUCUUCAUCUUCAGACCAAAUGAUUGGCAAAAGCAACUGGAAGAUUAAAGGCAAUUAGUCAAUGCAGAUUAACAGCACUAAACAUCACUGUAUAGAACUAACAUUGUUCAGUGUGAGUUGUAAAGAAAAUGAUAUCACAGAGAGGACAAAGUGUAAGCAUUUUGUUUAUUAAACAGACAUUUCUCAGGGGAAAUGCUUCAUAAUGUACAAAAAAUAAUUUUGGAGCUGCUGCACAUGCAUGAAACAAGUUUAAAGAUAAAAUCCUUGAAUUUUGGGGGGGGAAAGUUAUCCAUCAGGUAGCUUAUUGAUUGCAAAUGUAUUAUGCCAUUCAAGUGUCAUUUACUGAGCAUAUGCAUACAGUAAUGCACAGUAUGUACUGUAUACACGAAAAAAAUAUUCCGGCCUAUUUUUAAGAUUUAUGCAUUUUAAUUUCAUAACAUUUUAUUUAAAUAUAAUUCUGUAAUGUUUAUUCCAAUUAAAUUAAUAAAGCUUUAUAUAUAUAUAUAUAUAUAUAUUAUUUUUUUUUUAAUUAAAAAUGACUUCAAUUUGGUGGAAUUGUGUAAUGAAAUUGAAAUGUGUAAAUCUUAAAUGUAUUUAUUUUGUUGAGUGUAUUGAGCACUGAAUGUGUUAGGGUAGUGUUUCAAUUCAAAUAAAG